Heteronotia binoei (common prickly gecko) is the source of this 2270-nucleotide messenger RNA. RefSeq names its product coronin 1A (gene CORO1A). Gene Ontology annotation, molecular function: actin filament binding. The transcript has 11 exons. Gene Ontology annotation, biological process: actin filament organization; cell migration. The record is from RefSeq and is a predicted model, not a curated record. Bases 146 to 1531 code for a protein of 461 amino acids. NCBI's taxonomy places the organism in Eukaryota, Metazoa, Chordata, Lepidosauria, Squamata, Gekkonidae.
GAUGCCACUUGCUGCACGCUGGCCCUUUAAGAGACCAACCCUCCCAGCUCUGACAGUUCCAGGGCGAUGGCUCUGUUAAAAAGCUCUGAGCCGCUUGGUCUCCAAUUCAUUGUGUGGCACAUCCGUUACAAAGGCUGCAGGAACCAUGAGCCGCAAAGUCGUGAGGUCCAGUAAAUUCCGCCAUGUUUAUGGCCAGCCGGUCAAGGCCGACCAGUGUUAUGACGACAUCCGUGUUUCCCAGAUGACCUGGGAUGGGAAUUUUUGCUCGGUCAACCCCAAAUUCCUGGCCAUCGUUGUUGAAUCCAGUGGGGGAGGAGCCUUCUUGGUCUUGCCCUUGUCCAAGACGGGCCGCCUGGAAAAGUCCUAUCCUGUGGUCUCGGGGCACACGGCCCCAGUGUUGGACGUGGAGUGGUGCCCCCACAACGACCAUGUCAUUGCCAGUGGAUCCGAGGACUGCAGCAUUAUGGUCUGGGCAGUGCCCGAAGCUGGCCUUGUACGAUCCUUAAAUGAACCUUUGGUGACCCUUGAAGGCCAUUCCAAGCGGGUAGGGAUUGUCACAUGGCACCCAACAGUACAGAAUCUUCUGCUUAGUGCAGGCUGUGACAAUGUAGUGACUGUCUGGGAUGUUGGAGUCGGGCAGGCGUCAAUCUCGUUGGAAGACCUGCACCCGGAUGCCAUCUACAGCACGGUUUGGAACCGGGACGGAUCUCUGCUCUGCACGGCCUGCCGGGACAAGCAUGUCCGGCUGUUUGACCCACGGGCAGGGGGCAAAGUUGCCAAUGAGCUGCCACGUGCCCACGAGGGUUCCCGUCCUGUCCGGGCAGUUGCGGUGAAUGAUGGAAAACUGCUGACCACCGGCUUCAGCCGUAUGAGUGAGCGACAGGUGGCUCUGUGGGACCCGAGGAAUCCUGAGGAGCCGUUGACCCUCCAGGAGCUGGACACAAGCAGUGGGGUUCUGCUGCCUUACUAUGAUCCAGACACCAAUGUGGUUUACCUGACUGGCAAGGGUGACAGCAGCAUCCGCUAUUUUGAGGUCACAGGAGAGGCUCCCUUUGUGCACUAUCUGUCCAUGUUCAGCUCCAAGGACUCACAACGAGGCGGGGGGUGGAUGCCCAAGCGUGGGCUGGAUGUCAGCAAGUGUGAGAUCGCUAGGUUUUACAAGCUCCAUGAGAGGAAAUGUGAGCCCAUUGCUAUGACUGUGCCUCGGAAAUCAGACCUGUUCCAAGAGGAUCUGUACCCUGACACGGCUGGCCCGGACUCUGCCCUCACAGCAGAAGAAUGGCUUUCAGGGAAGAACGCCGACCCCAUCCUCAUAUCACUCAAGGAUGGCUACACUCCUCAGAAGACCAGAGAGUUCAAGGUCAACAAGAACCUCCUGGAAGGACCAAAGAGAAGCCAAGUGUCCCAGGAAAGGGAACAAAAAGGGGGUUCCGCUUUAGAGCAGCUCUCCGAGGAUCUGAAGCGGCUGCAAGCCACCGUCUCCGAACAGGAACGGCGCAUCUUGGAACUGGAGCAUCUUGUGAAGAAAUAGGAAAUCCUGGGCUGUCUGGAUCCCCAAUCAAUCUGUUUCCCCAUCUGUCACACCGGACUUGAUUUCAGCAGUCUUUUUGAAGCCCUCCAGUCUUUCAUGGGUGGAUCCUCAGGGCAUUAUUAAGCUCCACCCACCCCUUCCAAAACUCAGGGCAGAAAGGGAUCUGCCAGGGCUGUUCCCUACCACAGCUUGCCCGUCACAGGCUUGACAUGUGCUGUGUAAAUGCCUAACUUUCCACAAGGAGGCAGUAAGUGGACCUGCUGGCUACACUUCUGGGAAGUUAAAGGCAGCCUUCUCAAAUUCUGUAGCCCUUCCCCUUCAGAGGCUAUUGACUCUCCCAGAGGGUAGGAAGGAUGCCUGCUUUCUCCCUUGCCAUUUUCCCCCAGCAAAGGACUCCCUUCUCCAGAAGCUAAGCAGGAACAAUCAGAGGAUCAUCCUCUUCAUUUGGACUUCGGAGCGCAGGGAUUGCAUUCUGGCAAUUAAACCGAUGGCUCAGUUUAAAAAACCCGCCCAAAACUCUGGUAAGCUAAAACUAUGCCCUUAACUAUGUAGCUGAUUUUGGAUUUUUUUUUAAAAAAGCAAAUAAAUACUUUUAUUUUAAAAGCCCUGCAGCUGGCAAAGCCCUUUUUAAAAAGCAACAUUCUGUGCCCCCGGUGUGAGAGGAGGAAUGCCUCUUCCAUGAUGCCUACUGCAAUAAAAUAUGUGCAUCAUCUCAAAAUAAAACAACUUUUUCCUUGUA